AUGGCAACAUUGCAGAAAUUCAAGUUCUUAGCUACACAGUGUGCUGUAUCUAGAGGCAGUCCCAGUCCAUCUAGAAGCCCUGCAGCUAGUCCUGUCUUUCAACUCCGUCGCCGCAGAACUCUCCGGAUGCUUUUCAGUAAAAAAUUCAGUACUACUACUUACUCAUCGAAUGUAUCAAGAACAGAUCUCCAGCGGUUAAUAAACAAUCGCGAUUCGCCCCCAGAAAAGAAUGAUAAUAAAUCGUCAAUUAGUAGUGGCAGCAAUAAACUGAAAGAUUUGUUCAUUUCUUCUCCUUCUCCACCUCCACCUACUCAUGAGGGAAAAUCUUUGAGGGAAAACGUCGCCAGAGAUAGUAGAGAAGAUUUGAUGGUGGUUCAGUCGAGUAAUGGAGUUGGAUUAUCUUCUUCCAGAUCAAUUUUAUCGACGUUCCGGUAUCGACUGAUUAAGAGAAGUUGGAGACCUGUACUAAUCACAAUUGCUGAAUAA
Molecule: messenger RNA, 486 nt
Organism: Papaver somniferum (opium poppy)
Lineage: Eukaryota; Viridiplantae; Streptophyta; Magnoliopsida; Ranunculales; Papaveraceae
Exons: 1
Coding region: 1-486 (161 amino acids)
Source: RefSeq, a predicted model, not a curated record